Messenger RNA from Penicillium olsonii, 2622 nucleotides. The record is from the annotation of a GenBank genome assembly. NCBI's taxonomy places the organism in Eukaryota, Fungi, Ascomycota, Eurotiomycetes, Eurotiales, Aspergillaceae.
AUGACGGGCGCUCCGCCGUACAACGCUCAGUCUCCGACGCAGCAGCAGCCGCAGCAGCAGCCGCAGCGUUACCCGUACACCUCGCCCAGCAAGAACUCGUAUUACCCCAAUGAGCAACCCCAGCAGUAUCAUCAACAUCCACCCCAGACUCCCCCAGCGUUUCCUCCCGUUGCGCGAAGCCCGCACUUCUCACACGCGUCUCCGAUGCCGGGGGGUCUGCCGCCGCCCUUGAAUGGCGCGCCACACCAAUCCCACCCAGACCAGUCGCAAUACCCAGGACACGCGGCCGGCUCGCAGUUGCCACCCCUGACGCGACCUUACUCCGGCUCAGUGAUGUCGAGCAAUGGGGCUCCGCCUUAUGCAACUCCGCACGGUCACCCACCCAGUCACCCGGAGGGCCAUGCGCAAUCUCCCACUCGGGAAUCCCAAUCCCCAUACCGUAUUCGGAGCAACGGGCCUGGAUAUGGACCGGCGAUGAUGCGUGAUCAGAGGCCCGCUUCGCCCCAGGAAACGAAGCCUGCCCGAGCAGCUGACCCCAUGUCUUUCGCAAGCAUUCUCUCGGGCCCAUCGGACGAUCAGCCUACGAGGAAGCCCUCUCCCGCGCCUAUCGCAUACUCCGCCCACACACCGCACGCUGCUCCUUCGUUUGAACACCGACAUGUGAAUCACGGACCUGUACCAGGUGCGCUUUACCCUAAGGUCGAGCACCGAUUCGGACCCGAACGACGCAUGGAGAGCCCUCGAGGCCCGCUUGCCACCAACGGGUUCGCCAAACCGGAGAUGGGACACCAUGCACCUAUCCCUCGUCCGCCCAUGCGAAAGCCUUUGCCGCCUGGCGUUGACAUCGAUCAGGUCAAUCGUGCUGCAGCUGAGAUUGAUGCGGCUGACAAGAGUGAUGUCGAGGACCCUGCAUUCGACGCCGAGCUCGAAAGGUACAAACAAAAGAGUCACAAACGAUCAAUGGAAAGCAACAGAGCCGAAAGACUUCGACGCAAGCGCCGCCGCAACGAGUUCCUAGUUGACCUAGGCCGAGCCUUCGAGAAACAAGUUAUCAUGGGCACCGAUCGAUUCCGAGCACUCAACGAAGGGGCCGUUGUCGCCGAAGUACAGCAGAAGGAGGUGCAGGACGAAAAGGAGCGCAAGAAGGAUAUGCAACGCAAGCGCCGUCGCGAGAACACCGUGCGCCAGGAAAUGCAGAAGAAGGCGGAGGCCGAACGCAAGGCCAGCAAGGCACAGGAGCCCGGCGAGAGACUCAAAUUCUUGCGUGAAGCCGAGCGAGCCCAGAAGAAGAUCCGGACCACCAAGCGCGCCCUGGAAGGCGGCGAUGGCCACGAUGAGCUUGGUGAGGUCACGCCACUCGCUCCCAACCUGGAAGGCGGCACAACGAGCUCGUUCGCCAUCGGCAGCGAUGCUGCACGACGCAGGUCCGGCCGCGCCGCCGGCCCUGUCACCCGCCCCAAGAAGUCGAAGGAGCAGAAGCAGGCCGAAAAGGAUCUUGCAGAGGCCGCCUGGAACGCCGGGCUCGACGAUGAUCUGUAUCUCACCCCAAGCACUCGCAGAGAUGCCUAUCACUCCAAGGAGGGUACCCCCAUGUCACAGCUACACUACGACAGCAAGGGUUACAACCAGAUCUACGAGCAGAUCUGGCGCGACAUCGCGCGCAAGGAUAUUCCCAAGGUCUACCGCAUCAAAACCACAUCGCUCUCCACUCGCCAGGAGAACUUGCGCAAGACGGCCCAGCUGGCUAGUAAGCAGUCUCGCAAGUGGCAGGAGCGCACCAAUAAGAGCACCAAAGACACCCAGGCCCGUGCCAAGCGUGCGAUGCGUGAGAUGAUGACCUUCUGGAAGCGGAACGAGCGUGAGGAGCGUGAUUUGCGCCGAGUCGCAGAAAAGCAAGAGCUUGAAUCCGCCAAGAAGGCAGAGGCCGACCGUGAAGCCAACCGACAGAAGCGCAAGCUCAACUUCCUGAUCUCGCAGACCGAGUUGUACUCUCACUUCAUCGGACGCAAAAUCAAGACCGACGAAGCACAAGGCGACGGUGCUGUGGCUGCUACUGGAGAGACUGUUCAACCCGGCAAGCCUGACGCGCACACAGUCGAUCUUCCUGAUAGUGUCGCGAAUCCCAACGCUAAGACUACUGCAUUCGAAGACCUUGACUUUGAUGCCGAGGAUGAGACUGCUCUGCAGCAGGCCGCCAUGGCCAAUGCGCAGAAUGCUGUGCAGCAGGCUCAAGACCGCGCGCGUGCCUUUAACCAAGAAGGCGAUAACAUGGCUGCGUUCGACGACGGAGAGAUGAACUUCCAGAAUCCCACCAGUCUGGGUGAUAUUGAGAUCUCUCAGCCUACAAUGCUGAAUGCUCAACUGAAAGAGUACCAGCUGAAGGGUCUCAACUGGCUGGUCAACUUGUAUGAACAAGGUAUCAACGGUAUCUUGGCAGACGAGAUGGGUCUUGGUAAGACUAUCCAGUCUAUCUCUGUGAUGGCAUACCUGGCCGAAUUCCACAACAUCUGGGGUCCCUUCCUCGUUAUUGCGCCUGCAUCCACUCUCCACAACUGGCAGCAAGAAAUCACGAGGUUCGUGCCCAACAUCAAGGUCUUGCCUUACUGGGCUUGUCGUUCUUGA